Messenger RNA from Ficedula albicollis (Collared flycatcher), 5573 nucleotides. It is a transcript of the gene GTF2I, whose product is annotated as general transcription factor IIi. The transcript has 49 exons. Gene Ontology annotation, molecular function: DNA-binding transcription factor activity. The coding region runs from base 429 to 4667 and encodes 1412 amino acids. Gene Ontology annotation, cellular component: nucleus. Lineage: Eukaryota; Metazoa; Chordata; Aves; Passeriformes; Muscicapidae. The record is from RefSeq and is a predicted model, not a curated record.
GGCUGCUAGCAGGGGAGAGGACUGAGUGCGGCUCGGACUGUGUACGGCAGCACACGGCGGUGACGUGAGGAGCUCUCACCGUACCCAAGGCAGGCAUUGGCACCUAGACUGCAUGCUGCUGGGUAGAAAUUACGGAAUCAGAGAAAGCUUUGGAUUAAAAAUCCUAGCUCUGUCUAGACCUUCCGCUAGACCAGGUGGCUCCUAGCACUGCCCUGCUUGAUGAUGAACAGUUCCAGGGCUGGGGCAGCCGCAGCUUCUCUGGGCAGCCUGUGCCAGGGCGUCCUACUUGUUGCCUGAAAGAAAGGCCGGAAAUAAUUCCCCACAGACUGAUUAGGAAUUUGCUUACUGCAGUGCUGGUGGUGAGAAGGAUAUCUCCGCCUAACUCACCCACCUUUGCCGAGUGCUGGGGUAUAUUUAUACAGAGGAAAAUGGCUCAAACUAUAGCACGAGCAACAUCCCUCCAUGUUGAGGAAUCCUUGGAAAGCAGAAUGGUGGUUACAUUCCUCAUGUCAGGACUUGAGUCAAUGUGUAAAGAACUUGCCAAGUCCAAGGCAGAAAUUGCCUGUAUUGGUGUAUAUGAAAAAAAUGUUUUUGUAGUCGGAACUGAGAGAGGAAAAGCCUUUGUCAACUCGAGGGAAGAGAUUAAGACAGAAUUUAUUGAAUACUGUGUUACAGAAGAGGACAGGAUUGCAAAACUGCAGAAAAAGAGGGCUACACCACCUGUGAACAGACAGACGGUGGACGCUGUGGACCUGGAGGCUCUUAGAAAGUCUGUGGACGACUUUUUCUGCUUUUGCUAUGGUAAAGCUUUAGGAAAGUCAUCAAUGGUUCCUGUGCCAUACGAAGAGAUUCAGAAGAACCAGUCUGUUGUGAUAGUGCAGGGCCUGCCCAAAGGACUCACACUUCAACAUCCAUCAAAUUAUGAUGUUUCCACCCUGAAAUGGAUUUUGGAAAACAAAUCAGAGAUCUCAUUUAGUAUCAACAGACCUUUCCUUGAACCAGUGAAAUGCAUAGGAGCUGAUAUGACAGAUCCUUCACAUCCAGUUAUACCUCCAUGUGGAAGUAGUCCUCCUGUUCAAGUGAAAACAGAACCAAACAAGGAUUCAGGAAUUCCUUCCAAAAUGUCAACAAUAGCAAUGAAGCAGGAAACCGAUGAUCCUAAUUACUAUCAAUUUGGUGCUUCAGCAGGCCCUUCCAAAACAUCAGAGAUAGAGGAAGAAAUUGCUCCUGUAAAAAGUUACACAGAUUCGUCCCAGCAGCAUGGCAUGUCAGAAUUCAGAAUGGAUACUGAGCCAGAAAUCACUAGUGAUGAUGAUGUAGAUGAUGAUGAUGAUGAUGAUGACUAUCCACCCCCUGAAAAGAGACGGAAAAUCUCUGAGCUGGAAAAUCAAGCUUCCAAUAUUGUGGGAAGAACUGCAGAAGAGUUCAGUUUUGAUCCCCCCCAACAUGAGUUGUCAGGACCAAGUGAGAAACCUGAAGUUGAGGUCACGCUUGAAGAUGAUGACGAUGACUACCCCCCCCUAGACAAGAGACAGAAGAGCACGAAGUCGGCUAAUGAAGCUGCCAGUACUCAAAGAAGAGAAGGAAAAGAAUUCAGUUCUGAUUCUUCCCAGCACGACUCGUCAGAAUCAAGUUCGGAUUCUGAGCCCGAAAUCACUACUGAAGAUGAUGAUGAUGAUGAGUACGUGCCUCCUAGCAGGAGACCGAGGAGCAGGCGGUCUAAUCGCGCUUCCAACACUGGGAGAAGGAAAGGAAAACACUCUAGUUCCGAUUCCUCCCAGCAUUACUUCUCAGGAAUAAGUGAGACGCCUGGGCUUGAGGUCACUGUUCAAGCUGAUAAUGAUGAUGACGAUGACAACCUACCCCAGGACAUGACAAUAAAUAUGACCUAUUCUGCUAAUGAAGCUGACAAUAGUGGGGGAAGAAAAGUAGAUGCAUUCAGUUCUGAUUCCUCCCAGCAUGAGUUGUCAGAACCAGGUGUGAAACCUGAAGUUGAGGUCACCCUUGAAGAUUCCUCCCAGCAUGAGUUGUCAGAACCAGGUGUGAAACCUGAAGUUGAGGUCACCCUUGAAGCUGAUGAUGGUGAUGACAACCUACCUCCUGACAAGAAGCUGAAGAAAAUUGAGUCUGGUAGUGAAGCUGCCAAUACUGGAAGAAGAACAGAAGUGUGCAGUUCCGAUUCCUCCCUGCAUGACUUCUCAGUGAUAGGAGACAGACCUGAGCUUGAAGUCACUGUUGAAGCUGCUGAUCAUGAUGAUGAUGACAACCUAUCACAUGACAUGAGACUGAAUAGCUCCAAGUCAUUUAUUGAGGCUGACAAAAAUGGGGGAAGAAAAACAGAAGAGUUCAAUUUUGAUUCUUCCCUGCAUGACGUCUCAGAGACAAGUAAUAGACCUGAGCUUGAAGUCAUUGUUGAAGCUGAUGAUGAUGAUGAAGAUGACUACCUACCCCUUGAUAUGUCAGUGAAGAACAUCGAGUCUGCUAGUGAAGCUGACCAUACUGGGAGAAGGAAAGCACGUGAAUUCAAUUCUGAUACUUCCCAGCAUGAGUGGUCAGAAGGAAGUGAGAAUUCUGAGGAUGAUUUUAGUAGUGGAGAUGACGUUGACUACCUGCCCUCUGAGAAGAGACGGAGGAGAACCAGGUCGGGUAGUGGAGCUUUCAAUACUGCGAGAAGGAGAGGAAGACAGUUCAAUUUUGACAAAUGGAAUAUGCGGAUUUCAGACUUGAGAACUGAAGUUGAACAGGUGUUUGCAGAGAAGUACGCUGAAGCUAUAAAAGCAGAAGGCCCAGUGACUAUCCCAUAUGGACUUUUCCAGUCACAUUCAGAAGAUUUGUAUGUGGAAGGGCUGCCAGAAGGGAUUCCCUUCCGGCGUCCCACCACCUACGGCAUUCCCCGGCUGGAGAGGAUACUUCUAGCGAGGGACCAGAUCCAGUUUGUCAUUAAAAAGCCUGAACUUCUGAAUUUGAAAGAUGUUCCAGUGGACAAGACAGCUUCAGGAGUCUCAAAUCCAGCAAGAGAGGAGUGGUAUGCCAGAAUCACCAGACUGAGAAAGACAGUAGAUCAACUUUUCUGUAAAAGUUAUGGCAAGGCUUUGGGGAGUAGUGAGCCAAAAGCUGUUCCAUACAAGAUAUUUGAAGCUCAUCCAACUGACCUCUAUGUUGAGGGGCUGCCAGAGAAAGUUGCCUUUAGGAGUCCCUCCUGGUAUGGAGUCACGUGCCUUGAAAAAAUAAUUGAAGCGGGCAACAGAAUAAAAUUUGUGAUCAAAAGGCCAGAGCUUCUACAUAAUGCUUCAAACAAAGUUACUCAGCCCAGAUCAAACAGUCAAGGGAAAGAUGAUUGGAAUUGCAAGAUCACAAAGCUAAGAAACGAUGUAGAAGAUCUAUUUAGUAAGAAGUUUGGCGAAGCUCUGGGCCUUUCAGAGUCAGUGAAAGUUCCCUACUCUGUAUUUGAAUCAAACCCCGAUGCCUUGGUCGUUGAAGGCUUGCCAGAAGGAGUUCCCUUCCGAAGUCCCACCUGGUUUGGAAUUCCACGCCUUGAAAGAAUCACACGUGCGAGCCAAAAAAUCAAAUUUGUUAUUAAGAAGCUUGACCUUGUCAUUUCCCACUUGCCUCUAAGGGUGGCUAAUAAAUUAAAGACAAAAGCAUCUAGUCCAAGGAGUUCCAGAAGGUCACGAAGUUCUUCAGAGAAUUCAAGUAUCCCAGAGAUUGAAGUUACUGUUAAUGACAGUCCUGAAAAAGCACAAACAACAAAUUCUCAAAACAAUGGCUCCAAUAAUAAAAAUGUGAACCAACAACAGGGAAGAGGAGGAUUUUCUUUUGAGUUGUGGAGUUCAAAAAUCGCUAAUUUAAAGAAGCAAGUUGAAAAUCUUUUUAAUGAAAAAUGUGGGGAAGCACUUGGACUCAAUGGGCCAAUGAGGGUGCCAUAUGGACUGUUUGAAUCCUUCCCAGAGGUUUUCCAAGUGGAAGGACUACCUGAGGGAGUGCCCUUCCGCCAACCUUCAACUUUUGGGAUUCCAAGACUAGAGAAGAUCCUGAGAAAUAGAUCCAAAAUAAAAUUUAUUAUUAAAAAGCCUGAGAUGCUUGAGGAAGCUGUCAAAGAAAGUUCUGGUAAAAGCUCCAAAAGAAAAAAUAAUUCCUCCAGUAAUGCCAGUACAGCAAGGACCACAAAAAACACAGCAGUGAACAAAACUACAGGUGUUGAAAACCUAAACAUCAUUCAAGUAACCAUACCAGGUGAUGAAAGUGAGCGACUGCCGAAGGUAGAAAAUGCCAGACAAUUGAGAGAGCAAGUAAACGAUCUUUUUAGCCAGAAAUUUGGUGAAGCCACUGGUAUGAAUUUUCCUGUAAAAGUUCCAUACAGAAAAAUCACUAACAACCCUGGCUGUGUGUUGGUGGAUGGAAUGCCUCCAGGUGUGGCAUUUAAAGCACCCAGUUAUCUGGAAAUCAGCUCAAUGAAGAAGAUUCUGGAAUCAGCAGAGUCGAUCAAGUUUACUGUCGUUAGACCAUUUCCAGGACUUGUGAUUAACAAUCACCUGCUGGAAGAAGCUGAAGCAGAAGCACCAGCACCGUCAACAGCACCAGCAGCAGCCACAGCACUACCAGAGCCAGGUGAACCAAGCCAUAUAGAAGUAUCUGUAGGAGAUAACACAGAAACAGAUUUCAAAUAAAGCAAAUCCAGACCUGACAUCAUAAACCUCAUCAAUACUGGUCAGAAGCUUCCCAUUCUGAGAAGAGCCUGCUGGGCCUGUGUAUUAUAACUGUAUAAGAGAAGUAUCUUCUAUACAAACCCUUUUAUACUAUUAGAUAGAAAUGUCUACUUUUUCAGCAGUUCUGUGAAUUGACCUAAACAAAGAAUGACUGCAGAUUUGGAAUGUCUGAUUUUCCUUUGGAAUAUAUUUUAAGGACUAAAAUACAUUGAUGCAGCAGUGCUGGGGAGAUGCCAGGGAUUAAAAUCAGCAGGGACUUAGUUGAGACUGUCUACAUUUUCCAAUAAAGCUGAAUUUCACUGUACCUGAAUGCAUCCUAGCUUUUGUAAUGAAAAAUUCCUGCAAAGAGUUGCAUUUGUUUACUUUGGAGGAAAAAACCCUCCACAUUUGUUUUCAGCUAUUAAUUUAAUGGGUCAUUGGACAAUAGUAUCUGUAUAUUUGAGCUAAUUUUUCCUGUUAUAUCUAUUACAAUUUAUAUGUUUUUCCUAAAAUAAAGCAUAAACUGUUUCACUGGAUGAUUAGUGUGCAUUAAUGAGAUGGCUGUGAAAUGGUCAGUAUUCCAGUGGGGAUUAGAAACCAACUGAAAUUAAACCCCAUCAUAGUUUGUGCUGUACAGUUCUGGCUAUAUUGAUAAUCUCUAAAAAUGCAGAUUAUUCAUAAAGGUUUCUCUUUUACUGGUGUGAAUUGGAGAUGAUUGCAUUAUGCACAAAUGGUAAAUCAUAUUCCCUGGUGAAGAAAUAAAGACCUUUCUGAUGUUUUUCAUGACUUUGUAUACAUGCAGUAUACUGUUAUGUCUUUUACAACAAAUCAAGUCCUGGCAGUAAUUCUGCAGGCAGGUGGAACAUGCUGCAGCAUGGUUAUUUCCUG